AUGCAAACUCCUGACCUCCUAAACGAAUCCCUGGGUGAUCUAGACCUUCUACCCAUCCUCAUUCUUGGUGAUCUUGACCUCAUUCUUGGUGAUCUUGACCUCAUUCUUGGUGAUCUUGACCUCAUUCUUGGUGAUCUUGACCUCAUUCUUGGUGAUCUUGACCUCAUUCUUGGUGAUCUUGACCUCAUUCUUGGUGAUCUUGACCUCAUUCUAGGUGACCUGGAUCUCAUUCUAGGUGACCUGGACCUUCUAGCUGCAGGUCUCGUUUUUGGAGAUCUUGAUCUAACAUGUGAAGAUCUCCCAGACGACUGUGACCUUGAGGUUCUUCUAUUUCUAGAUGAUACUCUCUUCCUAGGUGACCCAGAUCUCCUUCGUGGUGACCUAGAUUUCCUUCUUGACGAUCUAGAUUUUCUCCUGGGUGACCUAGAUCUUCUCCUGGGAGACCUGGAUCUUUUUCUAGCAGACCUGGAUCUCUUCCUACGAGAUCUAGACCUUGACCUUCGUCUUAGUGACCUUCUGGGCGACGCAGAUUUUCGACCAGCUGGUCUUGAGGACGAACUACGUUUUCUUUUGUGA
This is a messenger RNA of Helobdella robusta, 576 nucleotides long. RefSeq lists its product as hypothetical. The transcript has a single exon. The coding region runs from base 1 to 576 and encodes 191 amino acids. The record is from RefSeq and is a predicted model, not a curated record. NCBI's taxonomy places the organism in Eukaryota, Metazoa, Annelida, Clitellata, Rhynchobdellida, Glossiphoniidae.